UUAAAUUUAAGUUAUUAUGAAGCUGAGAAUGUUUAAUUUGAUAGAAUGAUGCUCAAUUUUUGGUAUUUGUGAAUAGGUUAUGUAUGAAAUAUGGGUUCUGUUAUCUAGACUCAGUUGAUGAUUUUGAGCUGUUAUGUAUGUAAUGCUCAAAGUAUGAGAUGUUGUGUGAUUGUUGAGUUCAUCAUGCAAAACAAAGGAAAUACUUUUUACUGAAUUCAGUGCAAUUAACUUGUUAUAGUACUAAAAUCAGUGAAAUUUAUUGUUGUUCUAAGAAAAUACUUAUAUUUUGUUUGUGAGCUUAACAUUAUUAGCUUAUUUUCCAUGUCAUGUCAUUCUUUACUUAUGUUGAAUCUGUUGUCUACAGACUUGUCAAGAUGUUAACUGCUAGAAUGAAGAGCUCGAAAGAUAAGUGUGAUGAACCAACAAGUUAUUUUAAGAACAACCUAAUUAUGGUCGUUGUGUUUAUUUGGUCAGUUAACUACUCGCGACCAGAGCAACCAUAAGAAUAACAAAAUGGGAGGACCUAGGUUCAUCCAAAUCAUCAACAACUACCAUGUUCAACAGGAAGAGAUUAGGAUCCCUCAAGAGUUUGUAACAGAAUAUGGAGAUGAUUUGUCUGAUCAUGCGGUUUUUAUUGUUCCCAGUGGAAUUGAGUGGUUUGUUGAAAUUAAAAGAGACUCAAACUCUGAUGGUCGCUGUGUUUAUUUUAAGAAGGGUUUAAAUGAACUAUUUGAAAGUUACUCAUUAACUUCAGGAACGUUUUUGGUGCUUAAAUACGAAGGAAUUUCGCAAUUUAAGGUUCGUAUAUGCCAGUUGAGUGGUAAAGAGGUCGACUACUCAUCCUUCCACAACAACGAUACAGAUGUUUAUUACAUCGAAGCUUCAGAUGAAGAUGGCGAUAAUGAUGAUUCUGAGGAUGAUAGCAAUGAUGAAGAACGUGAAGAAUUCAGGGAUGAUCCUGUGAGGAAGAAGAAUAGAAGUAUCACUCAUGGAAGUUUGAGGACACAAGAAAGAGCAAUUGAAAUAGAGAGGGGUUUUAAGUCAUCAAGGAACAACCCAUUCUUCACAAUUGGGUUACAACCAUCCUAUGUUAGUCACAAAUUCUUGCCCAUACCAGCAAAUUUUGAAGGAAAAGAGGAGUUGCGGAAACUGGAAAACAUAAGACUGGAUGUUGUUCCAAAUGGAGGCUCAUGGAUUGUCUUCUUAAUUACUAUGGGUCGAGGCCAGGGAAUUAGGUUUAUAAAGGUGUUCCUAGGUUUCUUAAAGACAACAAUUUGAAAAAAGGCGAUGUUUGUCUAUUUGAAAUGGUGGCUAAAAAGAAAUCUGGUUUUUAUGAAUAUGCAAGAGUUCAUAUUUUCCGUAGCUGACCGAGUUUCUGUCUUGUUCUUUCCAAGAGUAAAAGCAGUUAAAAAUUUCGGUAACUGAUGCGGUAUUAUCUGCUUUCAACAAGUCUUUUCUGUCAAUAUUUCUUGUUAUACAUGUAUGCGAGAUUACCUUUGUGUACUGCUGGCUAUUGCCGGACAAUGGUUACUUUUAUCAUCUACCUCUAAUGGAGCUUUGGUAUAUAGGCAUAUUACUAUCUAGGGGACUUUACUAGGUUCUUUUGGUCUAUCUGAUUUGGGGUGCUAUUUUAAUACUGCGGCAGUGCGGCUUAUGGAAACAAGGAUUCAUUCACAGAUAUUUUCCUUCACAUUCUGUAAUGGUUGAAUCUGCAGUUGCGAUGGGGUUAACUCAUUCUGCCCUAUCACAAUUCUGUAUUAACAUCUUACUGUAUCUAGCAAGAAGUUAUCACUCUUUGGGCUUCUUACAAGAUACCUAUGCGGUUGUCUAUCUUGUCACGCUUCUUUCUUAGCUAUUUGCAUUUGAGGAGGUAUUCAGUUAGUCAUCAGUUUCAUCUUCUCAAAUUGUAGUACUUCAUCACCGAUGGUCCAACAUUACGAGAUUCAUUUGGUUCAAAUAGAUGUUUGAAAGAUGCUUUUUAUGGAUAGUUACAAUAUAUUUUAUUGUGGGAUUUUAAUAUACUUCUUGCAUUAUGAAUCAGCUGCAAGUUCUGAUUAUCGGCAAGUGAUGCUAUAAUUCUUGAAGGUCUCUAAUGAUUUUCAGUUGCUGAGUAAAGAGAUGUUCAUCGGGAAUUCUACUGGCUUAUAACAGGCUCAUAGUCCAUGCAAUCUUGGUAUCUUUAUUUUUCAUCACUCAGCCUGUAGUGUUUUUCUUUUUAGUUCUGCAAUUCCAAGUCUUGUUAUUCUUUGCUAACUUGCAAAAUUAAGUUUCCUGCAAGAGUUGUGAGGUUAACUUUGCUACAGAAGUUGUUCUUGUAGUGCUUUCAAGUCAGUGCAAGUUGUAGUCCAAGCCUGGUAAAUGUUGUCUAUGCAGUGUGGUUCAUUACCUUCACCAGGUCGUAACUGUGACCAGCUGAAGGCAUAAUAUCUGGAGUAGUUUGUGAUGCAAGUUUCAUGCUGUGAAGGUGGUAGUCCAAGUCUGGUAGAUGUUGUGUAUGCAGUGUGGUUCAUUACUUUUACCAGGCCUUAAUGUUGGCAGGCUGAAGGCAUUAUAGCUGGAGUAGUCUUUGAUGCGAGUUACAUUCAGUAGUGAAUUUUUCUUUAACUGUUACUGAAGCAGUGUGAUAUGCGCAUGUGUGUACCAGGCAGUUUGGGUAGUUUUUAUGGGCAGUUAUAGGUUUGGCUAUAUAUAUAUGCCAUUGUGUAAGAAGCAGAAGUUAUCUAUGAAAAUGUUGAUAUCCUA
Messenger RNA from Papaver somniferum (opium poppy), 2742 nucleotides. RefSeq names its product putative B3 domain-containing protein At5g66980. Gene Ontology annotation, molecular function: DNA binding. The transcript has 5 exons. The coding region runs from base 514 to 1278 and encodes 254 amino acids. The record is from RefSeq and is a predicted model, not a curated record. Lineage: Eukaryota; Viridiplantae; Streptophyta; Magnoliopsida; Ranunculales; Papaveraceae.